Messenger RNA from Echinops telfairi (small Madagascar hedgehog), 2762 nucleotides. It is a transcript of the gene TRIM2, whose product is annotated as tripartite motif containing 2. The record is from RefSeq and is a predicted model, not a curated record. The transcript has 12 exons. Gene Ontology annotation, biological process: protein polyubiquitination; negative regulation of translation; proteasome-mediated ubiquitin-dependent protein catabolic process. Lineage: Eukaryota; Metazoa; Chordata; Mammalia; Afrosoricida; Tenrecidae. The coding region runs from base 242 to 2542 and encodes 766 amino acids. Gene Ontology annotation, molecular function: zinc ion binding; ubiquitin protein ligase activity; protein binding.
UUUGCUGCAGUCUUUUCAACAGACCCUGAGUGAGAAAAAGAUGUCUUGUAAGAUAGAGAUUGAUUGGUUUGAAUGCUGAAGGGGGUCUCCCACUUGUUAAUGACCCAGAAACAUUCCGGCUGACUUUCCUGAACCUUCCUCUCGUUUCCUCCAUUUUCCUCCUCCUCUGCUCUGUGCAUGAGCUGGCACAUCACUACCUAGACCAGAGGAUAUGCUGGGCUUCUGAUGAUGGCUGCACCGCAUGCAGCAGCGUGCAGGGUCAAAGACAGCCGGACCCCCAUGUCAGUGGUCUAGGAUGGCCAGUGAAAACUCGAGCAUCCCCAGUCCUGUGGUGCGUCAGAUUGACAAGCAGUUUCUGAUCUGCAGUAUCUGCCUGGAGCGGUACAAGAACCCCAAGGUUCUCCCGUGUCUGCACACUUUCUGCGAGAGGUGCCUGCAGAACUACAUUCCUGCCCACAGUUUAACCCUCUCCUGCCCAGUGUGCCGGCAGACCUCUAUCCUGCCCGAGAAAGGGGUGGCCGCGCUCCAGAACAACUUCUUCAUCACGAACCUGAUGGACGUGCUGCAGCGAGCUCCCGGCAGCAAUGUUGAGGGAUCUUCCAUCUUGGAGACCGUCACUGCUGUGGCUGCGGGGAAGCCCCUCUCUUGCCCAAACCAUGAUGGGAAUGUGAUGGAAUUUUACUGCCAGUCUUGCGAGACCGCAAUGUGUCGUGAGUGCACCGAGGGAGAGCACGCCGAACACCCCACAGUCCCACUCAAGGAUGUGGUGGAGCAGCACAAAGCCUCGCUGCAGGUCCAGCUGGACGCCGUCAACAAGAGACUCCCAGAAAUUGAUUCAGCUCUUCAGUUCAUCUCGGAAAUCAUUCAUCAGCUAACCGACCAAAAGGCCAGCAUUGUGGAUGACAUUCAUUCCACUUUUGACGAGCUGCAGAAGACCUUAAACGUGCGCAAGAGUGUGCUGCUGAUGGAACUGGAGGUCAACUACGGCCUCAAACACAAAGUCCUUCAGUCGCAGCUGGACACCCUGCUCCAGGGCCAGGAGAGCAUCAAGAGCUGCAGCAGCUUCACCGCGCAGGCGCUCAACCAUGGCACCGAGACGGAGGUGCUGCUGGUGCGCAAGCAGAUGAGCGAGAAGCUCAGCGAGCUCGCGGAGCAGGACUUCCCGCUGCAGCCGCGGGAAAACGACCAGCUCGACUUCCUGGUGGAGACCGAAGGGCUCAAGAAGUCCAUCCACAACCUCGGCACCAUCCUCACCACCAACGCCGUCGCCUCGGAGACGGUGGCCACGGGCGAGGGGCUGCGGCAGACCAUCAUCGGGCAGCCCAUGUCCGUCACCAUCACGACCAAGGACAAGGACGGGGAGCUGUGCAAGACCGGGAACGCGUACCUCACGGCCGAGCUGAGCACGCCCGACGGCAGCGUGGCGGACGGCGAGAUCCUCGACAACAAGAACGGCACCUACGAGUUCCUGUACACGGUGCAGAAGGAAGGGGACUUCACCCUCUCGCUGCGGCUCCACGACCAGCACAUCCGCGGCAGCCCCUUCAAGCUGAAGGUGAUCCGCUCGGCCGACGUGUCCCCCACCACCGAGGGCGUGAAGCGCCGCGUCAAGUCCCCGGGGAGCGGCCACGUCAAGCAGAAGGCGGUGAAGAGGCCGGCCAGCAUGUACAGCACCGGCAAGCGAAAAGAGAACCCCAUCGAGGACGACCUCAUCUUCCGAGUGGGUACCAAAGGAAGAAAUAAAGGCGAGUUUACAAAUCUUCAGGGGGUAGCUGCCUCUGCAAGUGGAAAGAUAUUGAUUGCAGAUAGUAACAACCAAUGUGUGCAGAUCUUUUCCAAUGAUGGACAGUUCAAAAGUCGUUUUGGCAUACGAGGACGCUCUCCCGGGCAACUGCAGCGGCCCACAGGUGUGGCCGUGCAUCCCAGCGGGGACAUAAUAAUUGCAGAUUACGAUAAUAAAUGGGUUAGCAUUUUCUCUUCUGAUGGGAAGUUUAAGACAAAGAUUGGAUCCGGAAAGCUGAUGGGACCCAAAGGCGUUUCUGUGGACCGCAACGGGCAUAUUAUUGUGGUGGACAACAAGGCCUGCUGUGUGUUUAUCUUCCAGCCAAACGGGAAGAUAGUCACGAGGUUUGGUAGCCGAGGAAACGGGGACAGGCAGUUUGCAGGUACACUCGAUGGUCCCCAUUUUGCCGCUGUAAACAGCAAUAAUGAAAUUAUUGUGACAGAUUUCCAUAAUCAUUCAGUCAAGGUAUUUAAUCAGGAAGGUGAAUUCAUGUUAAAGUUCGGCUCAAAUGGAGAAGGAAAUGGGCAGUUCAAUGCUCCAACUGGUGUCGCCGUGGAUUCCAAUGGAAACAUCAUUGUAGCCGAUUGGGGAAACAGCAGGAUCCAGGUUUUCGAUGGGAGCGGAUCAUUUUUGUCGUACAUUAACACAUCUGCUGACCCACUCUAUGGCCCCCAGGGCCUGGCCCUCACGUCAGACGGCCACGUUGUGGUUGCAGACUCUGGAAAUCAUUGUUUCAAGGUCUAUCGAUAUCUACAGUAACGGCGAGUAGCUGAGCAACCGCGCCCAAAGGUCUUACACUGUAAACUGGAAUGGAUUUCUCAACGUGGGACCAGAGUAUAACUGGAUUUUGGGGGGUGGGGGCAGCUAGAAGGAAUCAUUGGUGAGCUUUCUAAGGUUCCUUCUGAAUGUAACAAUUCCCCUAAGACUGCAUACCUGAUUUCUCUAAUUCAAAUUAAGGGUAACAAGCAAAAACAAGAAA